Molecule: messenger RNA, 1322 nt
Organism: Anneissia japonica
Lineage: Eukaryota; Metazoa; Echinodermata; Crinoidea; Comatulida; Comatulidae
Product: sorcin-like
Exons: 9
Coding region: 123-761 (212 amino acids)
Molecular function (GO): calcium ion binding
Source: RefSeq, a predicted model, not a curated record
UCACUGCAGCAGCAAGCUUGCAUGCAGCUAGCACUCUGUACGAGGAAGUUAGACACGCCUUCGUCUCAUACAACAUUGCAUUUUAUCGUUAAAACAGUUUAACAAGAGUACAGUAUCUGAAGAUGGCAUAUCCAGGCUAUGGAGCUGGUUACCCGGGUGGUGCCCCAGCAGGCUAUCCUGGUGGUGCCCCAGCAGGCUAUCCAGGUGCAGCCCCAGCAGGUUAUCCCGGUGCUGGUUACCCAGGAGCAGCCCCAAUGGCAGAUCCAUUGUGGGGUUACUUCUCAGCGGUGGCAGGUGCAGAUCAGCAAAUCGAUGCUAGGGAACUGCAGAACUGCCUGACAACAUCAGGCAUUGCUGGAAGCUAUCAGCAAUUCAGUCUUGAGACAGCUCGCAUUAUGAUUGCAAUGUUGGAUCGUGACUUUUCAGGCAAAAUGGGUUUCAAUGAGUUUAAGGAGCUCUGGGCUAGCUUAAACCAAUGGAAGCAAACCUUUAUGACCUAUGACCGAGAUCGCUCUGGUACUGUAGAGCCACAUGAGCUGCAUGCAGCAAUUUCCAGCUUUGGUUACACUCUUAGCCCGGCAGCAUUGAAUGCCCUUGUCAAGCGUUAUUCAACAAACGGUCGCAUUAACUUUGAUGAUUUUGUCGCAUGUGCAGUCCGUCUCAGAUCUCUUACAAGUGCAUUCCAAGCCCGUGAUGCUCAAAAAAAUGGUUGGGCCCAGUUUCAGUACGAUGAUUUCAUCCAGUGUGUAAUGUGCUUGUAACCGAUCCAUGUAAUUGGCAGAGGACCAUAGCUUUCAAGUUUAUGCUUAGAUAAUACAGUUUAAUUCCAUGAAUCUUUUUAAGUAUAUUUGCAAUGUGUAUGUAUGUGUGUGUGUGAGGGAACAGGUUUUUGGAAACUAAAAUUAUAUUUGCUUGAUUUAACACUUUUGAAAUUGAAGGUAUUGUUAAAUUAUCUAUUGCACUAAUAACAAGAUAAUUCAAAUAUUUAAUCUUAAAGCAAGAUAUGUGACAGUGAUGUUAUACAUUUAUUCAUUCUUGGUAAGAGUAGGGGCCCGUUCGAGCGAAAAAAUAUCCGUGCGAUUUACCAGUUAAUUCACCGGUACACACUUUCUAAAACCGCUCGGACACUAGUCUAAUUACCUUUCCAUCUGGAUUAUCCGCGACAAUUUUGCUGGGUAGAAUACCGUGUAUGGAAUGGAGCCGGAGGCGAUGAUAAAUCAACCUUAAUUGUUUUUCCAAAAGUUUUGCCCACAACCUAGCGCCAAAUUCAAUAGGUUUAACGGCCCAGGCGUGGCUGCAGCUCUCCUUCGCCUCCUCACAAA